AUGUGGCAGAAAGUGGCAGCUGAUUUGUUUGAACUAAAAGGCAAGCACCACCUCGUAGUAGUAGACUACUACUCACAGUACAUAGAAGUGUGUCACCUACACGAGAUAUCAUCGGAGGCUGUCAUAGCGCAGUUGAAGUCUACGUUUGCCCGUCACGGCAUACCUGAGGUGCUCCGAUCAGAUAACAGGCCACAAUUUACGUCACAAGCAUUCGGAAAAUUUAUGAGAGCGUACCAGGUACAACACACUACAAGCAGCCCUCACUAUCCGAAAAGCAACGGAGAGGCUGAGAGAAUGGUCAAAGUGGCCAAGGACAUACUGAAGAAAGCUGAAGACCCAUACCUGGCGUUGCUGAUAUAUCGGACAACCCCAGGACCCUGUGGAUUCACGCCAGCCCAGCUACUUAUGGGAAGGCAGCUGCGAACAACACUCCCUACUUUACCAUCGCAGCUAAUCCCAAAGAUGCCGAACCACCUGGAGUUCCGAAAACAAGAUAAAGAAGAGAAGCAAAAGCAGGCUCAAGGAUAUAACAGAAGACAUGGAGCCAGCAUCCGUAAGGAGAUGUCAGCAGGAGACACCGUUUGGGUCAGGGACCCCGGGACAGCAGGACAGGUUGUACAGAAAACCAAUAACCCAAGAUCCUGGGUGGUAAGGACACCAGUCACGGAAUUAGUCAGGAAUACACACCACUUGGUCCCAGCAACGGUUCCAAGAUGUGGUUCACAGACAGUGGAUACAGAUGACGAAAAUGCAGCUUCGGAGCAGGACACCAGUGAUGAAGACCUGUGUUCUUUGCCUCCAGAACCUGAGCAAAGCAAUGAUGAGAAUGAGGUACCCCAAGUAUUCUCAAGGUCUGGUUGA
Molecule: messenger RNA, 861 nt
Organism: Ornithodoros turicata
Lineage: Eukaryota; Metazoa; Arthropoda; Arachnida; Ixodida; Argasidae
Exons: 1
Coding region: 1-861 (286 amino acids)
Biological process (GO): DNA integration
Molecular function (GO): nucleic acid binding
Source: RefSeq, a predicted model, not a curated record